CCCUUUGUUCAGUCUAGCCGGUGGGUUGAGUCAGAGGGAGGCUGUGCUAACCCAACAUAUCCUCACCACCGUGGGAACACCGACAAGAGUGAGAAGAGGCCGGGGAAAACAGCGAAGGUUACCCGGGGAGUCUGUUAACGGAGAGUCGGACAACGGAAAAGUUGUUUUUGAGUGUUGCUGAUGCUGCGUUUCAUUUCGGGAACAACCGUCAGGACCUGUGUGCUUCUAUUCCGCUACUGAAACAGCCUUAUAUGUCGACUGUUUUCGCUGAAUGGUGGCUGCUUUAGCUAUCUUCCUGUGUAAAAUAUGAACCGGCAGGCUAACUGCUAACCAUCCCCGGUGUGUUGCUGACACCGUGCAGUUGUUGCCAUCAUCCACGCUGACUCUCCCUUUCAGUUUCUGCUCAGCAUCCAUAUUUGCAUCCCAGGGAGUGGCAACCACUAAUCCCCCGCUCCUGGCAAGAAGAUUGAAAGUUGGCCGGUGGUCGGACACCCCCUCGGACGCUCUUAUUUCACACAGAAAGCUAAACAUGGAGAGCGACAGCCACCACUCCCACAUCUAGUGCCUGAUCCACAAGCCUUCAUCACCCAGGGAGGAGCUCUCGCGUCCCGGCCGUCUCCCUGCUUCUGUAGAAUGAACAUGCUCAAGUCCAGUGGACUAAAAAUCCCUGGCCGGGGGCCCAAGCAUUCCAGCCCAGUGGGAAGGACCUCAGGGGGUGGAACCUCCAGCCCUGUAGUCCCUAAAGACAAUGCUCCACUCAAGCCCACCACACCAACUAAAAUCUCUGAAGAGGGCGACGAUGUUCUGGGGGACUACACAGUGGGUGAGCAGGUCUGGGUCAACGGUGUCAAACUAGGAGUUAUUGCCUACCUAGGGGAGACACAGUUCGCCCCAGGACAGUGGGCAGGCGUGAUACUGAAUGACCUAGUUGGCAAAAACGAUGGGUCAGUGGGCGGCGUGCGCUACUUUGAGUGCCAGCCCCUCCAGGGCAUCUUCACGCGACCCUCGAAGCUCACCCGACAGCCGGUCGGAGAGGGAAGUGACAGCCACUCCACUGACUCGCUCUCUGUCCAGAAUGUGAGUCAGCAGGGCGGCGGUAGCGCCCCCUCUGGCCAGCGGGUGGUCGUGCCACUGAGAGAGGGCCUCCUCAACAGCGCAGUGAAAACGGGCAACGAGUCGGGGUCCAACAUGUCUGACAGCGGCUCAGUUAAGAAAGCAGGGGAUAAGGACCUUAGAGUUGGAGAUCGAGUUUUGGUGGGAGGCUCUAAAAUGGGAGUCAUACGCUACAUGGGAGAGACAGACUUUGCCAAGGGUGAAUGGUGUGGGGUCGAGCUGGAUGAGCCCUUGGGGAAGAAUGAUGGUGCCGUGGCUGGUACAAGAUACUUUCAGUGUCUUCCCAAGUUCGGCCUGUUUGCUCCGAUCCACAAGGUGAUCCGCAUCGGCUUCCCCUCCACCAGCCCUGCCAAGGCUAAGAAGAGCAAGCGGAUGGCCAUGGGGGUUUCCUCUCUGGCCCACAGCCCCAGCAGCUCCUCCAUCAGUUCAGUCAGCUCGGUGGCCUCCUCCGUGGGCGGACGACCGAGCCGAACUGGACUGCUGACGGAGACAUCUUCGCGCUACGCCCGCAAGAUUUCAGGCACCACUGCGCUCCAGGAAGCCCUGAAGGAGAAGCAGCAGCACAUCGAGCAGCUGCUGGCUGAGAGGGACUUGGAGCGAGCAGAGAUGGCCAAGGCCACCAGCCACAUCUGUGAGGUGGAGAAGGAGCUGAGCGUGCUCAAGGCGCAGCACGUGCAGUAUGUAACAGAGAAUGAGAGCACCCUCCAGCAAGUCAAAGCCAUGUUGGCCGGCGCACAGAAAGAUAAACUGGAGCUGGCCAAUCAGCUCGAAGAGGAGAAAAGGAAAGUGGAGGACCUCCAGUUCAGAGUGGAGGAGGAAUCCAUCACCAAAGGAGACCUGGAGACUCAGAGGAAACUGGAGCGUGCCCAUAUUCGUCAGCUCGAACAGAGCCUGCUCCUCGAAAAGUCGAGAGCAGAGUUGCUUCAGAAAGACUUAGAGAAGAGGAGGCAAACCACGGUUGAAGAGCAGAGUCGUAUCAUGCAGCUGGAGGAGGAGCUCAGCCUCAGGAGAGCUGAGAUCGAGAAACUCCAGGCUAAACUCGGAGGAUCUGACACAGGCUCGCAGCAAGCCGACGACAGCAACGCUGCCCCGGGUGCCAGCACCCAGCUGGAGACGCCGGUCCCGCCAGAGCAGCUUGUGUCUGCGAGCCACGAGCACUACAAGCAGAGCAGCAAGCUUAAAGAGAAGUAUGAGGCGGCAUUAGCAGCAAGCCAGCAGGAGAUCGACUCGCUGAAGGCGCUGGUUGAAAAUAAGAGCCAGGAGGUCAGUGAGAUGAAGCAGAAAGUUCAACAGGCCACCAAGGAAAACAUGGAAAUGAUGGACACCUGGAAGGAUAAAUUUGACACUUUAGUAAUUGACCACCAGCGCUCCCUGGAGGAACUGAAGGCCUCAUUAAGUAGCGAUCAUCCCACUCCAGCAGGCCAAGAGCAGGACGUCCAGGAGCUGAGAACCACUCUGGAGAGCCUAAAGAUGGAGCACCAGCUGGAGGUGGAGAACCUAAAGGCCAAACAUAAGAUCGAAGCCGCCAUCCUGACCAAGGAACGUGAAGACUUCUGCACUCGUCUUCACGAGGCCAAAGAUCAGCUUGCCGAGGGCAACCAGACGUGGAGGACCGAAGUCGAGGCCAAAAGCAGCAAGCAGGCCCUGGAGGAAGCCACCGAUAAGCUACAGAGGGCGGAGCAGAGGCUGGCGGAGAUGGAGAAGCGCCGCAUUGAGCAGGACAAAUGCACAGAGCAGCUGAGAGAGAGAUUGGAGCUGUCGGAGAAGAAGAUGACAGACUAUCAGGCUCUGCAGAAGGCCCAGGCAGAGAGCCAAGAGGAGAUCCAGAAACUGGAGGAGAAGCUGAGGGUGACGGCGAACCAGCUCCAGGCCAUCCAGGCGGACCGCUACACAUCCCAUGAUGCAAAUGUGAUAGAAGAUAAUGAAAUUUCAGAUGAGAAGAUGAAGCUAAAACAGAAUAUCGAAGAAACAAUGGAGAAGUUGCUGAAAAGGGAAAAGGAGGUCUCGACUCUCUCUUCGCAGGUUGAAGCCCUUAAAUCCCAGAUGGGAGCACUGGAGGGCAAAGUUCGCUCAGGGGAAAAGAAAGCCGAAGCCCUGGCCAAGGAGAAGUUGCGUGUGGAGGCAGAGCUGGAGUCCAUGACCAAGAAGUCCCAUGAUGCCUCUGGGCAGCUGGUCAAUAUCAGCCAGGAGCUGCUGAAGAAAGAGAGGAGUCUGAAUGAACUGAGGGUGUUACUCCUGGAAUCACAUCGCCACUCAAGGGACAUGGAGAAAGACCUGAACCGAGAAGUGCACAAGGCCGAGUGGAAGCUCAAGGAGCAGAAACUUCAGGAAGACAUCAAGAUGCUGCGUGAAAAAUUGCUUCUACUGGGUCGGGAACGAUCUUCACCUGACCACCGGCGGUACUCCAUGCUGGACCCCUCUGUCCUGGACUCAGAGGUGAACCGCCUCCGCCAGCGGCUUCUCAGCACUGAGGACGCCCUGAGGACCGCCAUGGAGCACAACCAGCAGGUCGACCAGCUGGUCCAGGCCAUGCGCAGGCAUCCAGAUAAAAGCCCGGUGCAUGGUGCAAAUUCAGCCAAUGGAAUUCAUCAUCAGGAGUCAGACAGCACUCGAGAUGAACAACACUGAUAUGAGCGGAAGAGAUAAGAGUGAACUGGGGCAUGCGGAGGUACAUCUUAAAGAAAGCUCGUCCGACGUUACUCCUGAUUUCUGCGACGGACGCCUGAAGAACAUUUCAGUUUACAGUUAAAACCAAAACAGCGAAUCUCUAUCUCGAGUGAAUUUAUGUGUUGUUGCAGAAAGCACCUAUUAGCCAAUCAUGAAGACCGCUUAAAGUACUAUAAAAUAUAAACAGGAAAUGGGACAUGGACAUGAAGAGAUAUUAUCGGUACAACUCCUGAGAACGUACAGUAUGGCAACUUCUGAUGCUUUACAGUAGUUAGAAAUUUUCAGUCUGCGAGUUGCCGGGGACUCUGUGACAAUUCUUCAUUUUGAACCAGAAGGCAAAACGGCUUGUGGACGACGAUGUGAAGAACUGGGUCUCAGUCGAUUUGUUUGUUUGUUUAUUGCUUUUACUCUUCUCCUCAGCUUUGUUAUAAUCCUGUAUGGGUGAGCUGUCUCGGCCAGUGAUACUCAGAGCAACUCUUCAAGGAUGACUGACUAUUAUUUUUAGGGAGUUUGGCUCAGUUGUCACUUUACUUAAUACCUGUAGAGAGAACUGGUUGAAAACUCAUUACACUCAGCUCUGUCCAGUGUUCACGCUUCGGCUUUAGUGUACAAUAUGAUAAGUAAUUGUGGGUGACUGCAGGUAAUGGAAGUAUUAAAAAUGAUCUUUAAUAAUACCUCAAAUCUCUCUUAUGAUUAGAAAACACAAACACAGGCCUGCAAAGUAGCUCAGAAGGUUUAUUAUUCAUCUCUCUUGGUUGUGAUCAGGUUAAAUCCAUUUUUGUUAUGAUGGAUUCCAACAGUGGCCAGGAUUUGGUUGGAAAUUAUUUUUAAACCAUCUUCAAAACCACCUCCCACCACAUAAUCCACUUCUCCAGUUUCCAUCUGAGUGCUGAGUCUGUUCCAAACACUAUUUAUUUCCACCAGUCCGCAACAAAAUACUCUGCUUCUGUCUCAAUCCUCUCAUUCACUUUGAUAAUGCAAAAGACAGAUUUUAAGCCAUCCAAUUUGUGUGUGUGUGUGUGUGUGUGUGUGUGUGUGAAUGUGUUUUAACUUUUUGUCACUCUUUAAAAAUCCAGUGUGUAGGAUUUGGGGAUAUACAUUGUCAGAAAUGGAAUAUAACAUAAUAAUUAUGUUUUCUUUAGCAUAUAAUCACCUGACGACAAGAAUCUUUGUGUUUUCUUUACCUUAGAAUGAGCUGUUUAUAUCUACACAGGGAGCGGCAUGUUGUUAAUGCAAAAGCCUAGAAAAGACAAACGAACACUGGCUCAAGAUAGGACCAUUUGUGUUUUCACGUAGAACACUAUAGUAAGCAGCCCCUCCGCGAUGAGCACAUAACAGCAAGUGCUGAACUAGCAGCCCCCACCGCCGACAUGCCAAACAGCAUUUGAGAAAUACCAAUUUUUAACAUGAAACUGCUUUAUUCAGUAUUUUUACCGAUUUUAAUCACCGUGUCCAUUUGUGUUGGAGACAAAGAGACCUCUGCGGAUAAUUCGGCUUCUGGUAAAUACCUCAUGAACAUUUUGUUCUUAAGUUUUCAGAGUAAAAAGGUGAGCACACACUAGUAGGUGCCGAGCUAGCAGCCCAAAAUGCUGACCAUCAUCGUAGAAGCACUGAUUUGUAACAUGAAACUGCGUUAUUGGGUGUUUUUAUCCGUUUUUUUUUUUUGUUUGUUUGGUUUUUUUUGUUUG
Epinephelus lanceolatus (giant grouper) is the source of this 5468-nucleotide messenger RNA. It is a transcript of the gene clip2, whose product is annotated as CAP-GLY domain containing linker protein 2. Gene Ontology annotation, cellular component: cell cortex; nucleus; microtubule plus-end. Lineage: Eukaryota; Metazoa; Chordata; Actinopteri; Perciformes; Serranidae. The record is from RefSeq and is a predicted model, not a curated record. Gene Ontology annotation, molecular function: microtubule plus-end binding. Gene Ontology annotation, biological process: cytoplasmic microtubule organization.